AAAGGAAAAAUUUAAAUCGCAUCAUAUGACCCCUUUAAGGGAAGUCCUUUAUAAAACUUUUACCUAAAACUCCACCCAUGAAGACGUCAUAAGUUCUCAGGAGUUUUGGGGGUUUCUCCAGUGGGACAGCUGACGGUGAGAUCACUUGAGUGGGUAAGUGAAAAUCCAAAACGUUCCUAAGUUCAGCGUUCCGUUUACGUGUACGCCACAUUGGAAGGGAGCAAUUUCAGAUUCAGUGUUCGGUUUAAAGUGCUCCUCCCGGGUUCAGUCGAAUUCGCACCAUGGCUGCUGUGAAGGCGCUUCAACAGUGGUGCAAAAUCCAGUGUGAAGGAUACCGGGACGUGUCGAUCACCAACAUGACCACAUCUUUCCGGGACGGUCUGGGUUUCUGCGCUCUUAUUCACAAACACAGAUCGGACUUGAUAGACUUUGACUCUUUGAGCAAGGAAAAUAUCUAUGAAAACAAUAAACUGGCUUUCGAGGUGGCAGAGAAGGAGUUGGGUAUACCUGCCUUGCUGGAUGCCGAAGACAUGGUGGCUUUAAAAGUGCCUGAUCGCCUCAGCAUCCUGACCUAUGUGUCCCAGUACUACAAUUAUUUCCAUGGACGCUCUCCUAUUGGAGGUCUGGCAGGGAUUAAAAGACCAGCUGAAGAGUCUAAUGAAGCGCCAUCUGAGAAGAAGAACCAACCUGUCACAGCUAAAGUUUUUCCCUCCCCUAAACCAGCCACAGAGAACAAGACGCCUAAACCAGCAAACGAAAACAAGACAGAAGUUUUGGUGGAACGUGCCAAUAAAACAACUCUGAGCAGCAGUUGUAAUGUGUGCAACCAACAUGUUCACCUUGUGCAGCGCCACCUAGUAGAUGGGAAACUGUACCACAGGAACUGCUUUAAAUGCAAAGAGUGUUCCACUAUUCUUCUCUCUGGCACAUACAAGCCUGGAAAAGAAGCGGGAACUUUCAUCUGCAAAACACACACAAGCAUAGAGAAGCCUGUAACCGUCCCGACUACACACAUCACAGUGACUUCACCAAAGACACCGUCCACAUUUAUAAGCAAGACUGACCAGAAUGCAUUAGGAGAUACUGGAAAAGCUGGUUUAACACCCAACACAUCUAAACUAAGCUGGGUGGCCAAUAAAAGGGACCGUGCACCCACUCGUGAGUUAACUGUCACACCUACUCCAGCAGUUCGGCUCACACGAGCACCAAAAACAACUCCAGCACCAGAGGCUACAACUGUGAAGACCUCCUUUAGCCCCCGAACGCCCACGGAGUCUCUUAAACCAGUAAGCAACAGUGUACAGAAGAACCAAGAAGCCAGAAAGAGAUUCUUUGAGCCCAGCAGUAUCGUGCCUGCCAGUAAGAGCACCUCAUCAUACACCUCAACUAUAUCUGUGAGUACAGCGAAUGUUAAAACUCCUACACCAGAAAGCACAGCACCUAGAGUCACUGCAGGAGCCGCAGCUGGUAAAGGUAGAGUCCUGCUGCGGGUGGGAGACUGGACAAAAACACAGGACACAGAAAAAGAGAAGGAGAAUGAAAAGGAGAAAGCCAAAGCUGUGAUCGGCAAGAUGGUGACAGUGGAAAACAAUAACAACAACUCGUAUCUGAGUCAAGCUGGGCUGAAAGCAAACAACAGUAAUGUUUCCCCUGUGGAAUCGGGUGCUAAAGGCCACUCAGGUAAGGUGUGUCUCAAAGCACCGGAUACCAGCGUGGAACCUACUGCCCCGGCUGCUGCAGCGUCGUCCUUGAUCAAAGAUAAAACCUUAAAUAAAACCUCCAGGCCUGCGAGCACGCUGUCGUCCAACAGCAAGGAAAAUGAUACAGCUCCAUCUGAUUGGAGGUCCAUGCUCAAGCCUGUAAAAACUGUCGGUUCCACAGAAAACACUAGCUCACCCUCCAAGAAGCCAGAAGCAGCUUCCUCUCCACAGACAUCGGGUCCGGGAAUCUCCCAGACAUCUGUUCCUGCACCAUCUACCACAAACAUCUCCAUUAGCAUCAACUCACCCAAAGCUCCCUCACUUAGCCCGAUGAAAAACAGGCCUAAAUCUAGCGACUCCAGCAGUGGCAGCAUCGUAUCUCCUGUUAGUUCCUCAGAGACUGAAACUCACAAAUUGCACAAGCCGGAUUACAUUCCUAAGGAAGACAUUCAAAAAGAACUGAAGGAAAUCGAGAUGAAUAUGAACGAGUUGGAGAAAAGAGGAGUAGAGCUGGAAAAACAACUCCGACAAUGUGAUGAGGAAGGAGAAGAGGACACAUUAAUGAACGACUUAAUGGUGGACUGGUUUACCCUCAUCAGAAACAAACAGGUCUACAUGAGACGAGAAUCCGAGCUUGUGUACAUUGCCAAGACACAGGAUCUAGAGGAAGAGCAGCCCAGUGUUGAGGCCGAACUCAGGAAACUGAUGGACAAGCCAGCGCAUCUGAAGACAUCUUGGGAUCAUAAACGAGAGGAAGAGCUGAUGGCCAAACUUGUGGGGAUUGUGAACGACAGGAACGCUAUAGUGGAGGGGCUGGAUGAAGACAGACUGAGGGAGGACGAGGAGGAUGAGCAGCUGAAUAAGAUGAUGCAGAAUCUUGAUAUGAAGAAGGAAAAAGUCAAGAGAAAAUCCAUAUCCCGGUGGUUUAGUCUGAAAAGUAAACGGGCGUCCACAGAGGACUGAUCCUCAUGAAAGGGUGUGUUUGUGUUUUGUCCCAGACCGAAUGUUUAAACUGCAGUUUGAGGUCAGAUCACUAAAUCUUAAUUGCAGUUACACAGCCUUCAACAAAUGAUAUUUUUGUGAAAUCACAUCAUUAUACAUUUUCCCACUUUUUUUUUUUUCCCACAUACUUUUGCACUUUUUUUUUUAUCUGUCUCCUGUCAUUGUGGGUGUGAUUUGUGCAUUUGUUAACAAACGUUUUGCACUUGAAUCCUUUGUAUAAUGUUGACUGUAUCUCUCAGUCAGUGUUUCAUUAGGGAAUUGGACAGUUUUGAGAGAAAUGAGGUCAUACUUUAAGUCAUACUGAUUCAUAUUGGAUCAAAGUUAAAAAUGGACGGGUUAAGUUCUGACUCAAACUGAAUUCACUUUCUUACACUUGACUUUUUACAAUGUAUUUUAAAUUGAGAAUAUCACAAAUUUUUGCUGGAAACUAUCCUGUUUAAUCAUUUUAAUGGUGUUUUACCCUGGCACAUUUCUACUGUCUCAACAGCAGGGGGCAGACAGUGACUGAUUUCUGCCAUAGGACACUGUAUGCCCAAAUGAUUUUUCAACAACCUGUGAGAGAACUGAUUUAAUAGGGUCUUUUUAAGACAAUAUUUAGGAUUCAUCAUUUAAGAGCUUAUGUUGUU
Sinocyclocheilus grahami is the source of this 3328-nucleotide messenger RNA. RefSeq names its product mical-like 2b (gene micall2b). Gene Ontology annotation, molecular function: protein binding. Lineage: Eukaryota; Metazoa; Chordata; Actinopteri; Cypriniformes; Cyprinidae. The coding region runs from base 282 to 2663 and encodes 793 amino acids. The record is from RefSeq and is a predicted model, not a curated record. The transcript is spliced from 17 exons.